AUGAAGAUCCCAAGCACUAUCAUCGAGCUUGCCACUCGUUCCAGCGCGACGAGAGCUAUACUAAACAUCACAGACGAAGUCCCGAUUGCGUUACUUGCCUCGGAGCCACCAUUUGCGAUACCAGUAGACCCAGGCUUCAACGCCGUUUCGCUGGAGUUCCAGUACUGGCCAACUUAUGGGGGCAAUGCCACGGGUCAGCCGAACGAGUAUAUGAGUCAGCUAUGGGCGAACAUGGGCGAGAGGACGGGCAAGACGCCUCCCAUACGCAUUGGCGGUACAAGCGAAAACCAGGCCUACGUCGACACCUCUCUUCAGCUCUGGAACGCGAGCGAUCUGACUUAUGUCUAUGGCCCGUUCACGUCGGCCACUCGGGGUAACACUUCCAUCGGCAGAGACUGGUAUGCCCUGGCAGGUAAUUUGCCUGCCGGCACGGACGUCACCUUUGGUGUCAAUCUCUACGAGAAGAGCGAAGUCGCCAAACAGUCUGAAAUGCUUGCCGAAGCAUUCCAGGGUUCUCGCUCUCUUACAAAAGACAUCAACCUUCAGUUCAUCCAGGUGGGCAACGAGCCCAACUUCUACUUCGACCACGCGUUUGACUUCGUGUCGCACUGGACCUCACUCGCCCAUACCCUACUCAAGCACAUCGCGCUCGGCGGUAAAGGCGAGCCGACACUCUGGAUUGGAUCCGAGGUGCAAGGAGUCGGUUUCCAGCUUGCUGGAACGCUCCAGGCGGGGAUCCUUGAUGACGAGGAGAUCGCUUCUGCAAACUUCGUUUUAGAAGAACACCAGUAUUCCGGAGCUGGCGAGAUCGGUGCAGUGCCCGGUGGUCCCCCGCCAGUUAUAACCGAACUUAUUACCUGGCCGAAGCUGGUGACUAUGCUGCGUAAGGUCCCACCUCCCUCUCUGCCUGUCUAUAAGUGGAUGAUACAUGUUCAAGCUAACUUGUUGGGUAACGAAAGCGAAGGAAUCUUUGGCCUUUCCAACACCGGCGAAGCAGCCAUAUGGGCGGUUGACUAUAUGCUCAUGGGAGCCUCCAUGGGAGUUCGCCGUGUCUACUUGCACAGCACUCCCAACCGCAUGUUCUCCUCCUUCAUGCCCGGAUGGGGGUUUCCCAAUGGCACACAGAUCGAACGUCCUCACAUCAUGCCCAAGUAUAACGGACUGCUGGUCGUGAACGAGAUGAUUGGCAGGAGUGGCGUCGCCAGCGUAGCGGAAGUCGAAACUGGCAAUGCUCAACUGGCGGCCUAUGGGGCUUGGGAGCAUGGAAAGCUGGCCCGGAUGGUUCUCAUCAACUCGAAUGUGGCCGAGAGGAAUGUCACGAGGUCAGCUAUGACCGUGACAUUGAAGGGAGAUCACGCGGCAGGCCGUGCUACCGCUAAACGCCUCUCCAUUCCAUAUACCACCGCCACCCAGGACAUUACUUGGGCCGGUCAAUCGUUCGAGACAAUCGAUGGUGCGCCUUCUGGUGAUGUUGUCGAGGAACCCAUUGAUGGUCUUUCGGUGACGAUCGCAGCGACAGAAGUUGUUAUGCUUUCAUUUACAGACUGA
This is a messenger RNA of Saxophila tyrrhenica, 1548 nucleotides long. RefSeq lists its product as uncharacterized. Lineage: Eukaryota; Fungi; Ascomycota; Dothideomycetes; Mycosphaerellales; Extremaceae. The record is from RefSeq and is a predicted model, not a curated record. The transcript is spliced from 5 exons. Bases 1 to 1548 code for a protein of 515 amino acids.